This is a messenger RNA of Leptomonas pyrrhocoris, 10708 nucleotides long. Its product is annotated as putative kinesin. Bases 887 to 10708 code for a protein of 3273 amino acids. The record is from RefSeq and is a predicted model, not a curated record. The transcript has a single exon. Gene Ontology annotation, biological process: microtubule-based movement. Gene Ontology annotation, cellular component: microtubule; kinesin complex. NCBI's taxonomy places the organism in Eukaryota, Euglenozoa, Kinetoplastea, Trypanosomatida, Trypanosomatidae. Gene Ontology annotation, molecular function: ATP hydrolysis activity; microtubule binding; ATP binding.
AGCAGACUGUGUUGUUGAUGUUGCUAUCGACUGCCGUAGUCAAUAACUAGGAUAAUCUAUACGACUUCCAGCUGCGCCGACGUUUGGCAUUUUGGCAGACCAUUCAGCAGAUCACUACCUGCAGCUUUGCCCACCCCCCGCGUAGGCAGACAACUCUGAACGUACUGCAGCUCCUUAACCUUCCUUUCUUGCUUCCUCCCCUCGCUUCAGCACCUCAGCCUAUCGUUGUUUCAAAGCUUUCCCCCAAAGAAGAAGAAAAAAACUCGUACAGCUACUCUCGAAAGCGAAGCUGGUAGAAGCGUAACCAAGCACUAAGUUCAGCGUGUGGCCUUUAUACUGCGUUGGUGUACAUAUAUAUAUAUAUAUGGACUUAUGUAGAGGAAGCAGCGUUGGUCCGUCGCCGCUGUGUCGUUUGCAUUAGGUGGUGAACAAACACGUUGAGUGGAGUACUUAUUUUUUUGCUUCUCUUCUUCCUCAGUCGGUGUUGCCCAUCGUUUGCUUCUUAAAAAAAGAAUUCUCGCCCCCUCUGUUUAUACAUCACUUCUUAUUGUUGUAAUUAUCCCCGAAGAGCUCAAGCCUUUUCUUGUGUGUUUUUAGAAGGAAAGAAAAACUGGGUUGAUUGAUAUCAUUGCUGUGCCCUCUUUUUGUAUUGUUUAGCUUCGGUGCUGCUGCGGUUGCUCACGUUGACGUCGCAGAGAACGGAUUGUAGGUUGUACAUAUAUAUAUAUUCAGUGCACCUGGUCUUGCAUGAUUUGAAUCAUCAGGCUUUCCCUCACGCUUCAAACGGAGCCAUCCCUUUCUCUUUUUUUGAAGUUUUUUUUUGGUUUCUUCUGUCAUCUCUGUUGGUGAUAUACUUCACACACUGUCUCACGCACGCACGUAAUCGAUGAAGGCCACAACUUCACUGCGGCAGAAGGUAGUGAACCGGAGCGGCGCCGAUAAGCCAACCGGUAACGGCCGGAGACCCGCAGCGGACACGGCAGCCAACAACGGCAGAAGUGACGGAGCGAAUCGCUCUGCCUCGGCUGGUCGUACUGGAGGUACUCCGUCUCUGUCGCGUCGCCGAGGCCUGUCCGCUGGCAGCAGCAGCGACUCCCGCACAACUGGGAAGACGCAACAGAAGUCUCCCAACUCGCACAGUCCGCACGGCACAACCGCGACAAAAUCUGUAACACCACGAAGCGGUGUGUCGACGUCUUCACCGCCGCCGAAGCUGCUUCUGACAAUUCCGCGGCUGCGCCCCGGUGCACCACGGCCGGCGCUCGCGGAUCAUAGUGACUCCUCGCGACCACGUGACUCUCCGACACCGGCGCUUGUCGGUGCUGCUGCCACCGGCACGUUCCCGAAAAGCAGAGUAUCUGCAGGAGCAGGAACAGGCUUGCAACGCCAUUCCAUCCCUGCCGAUCCACGGCAGGUUAUGCAACGCCAGCCUGGUUCACUCUCUACCUCCUUCAAGGCGUGCAGCACUGUCGGUGCCACGUCGCCAUCUGGCACCACCGGCCCCAUUCUGAAUUUGAAGGAUGAGGCGAAUACAAAGGCAACAUUGCAAGUUACCCCUGCAACUGCGUCUACAAGAAACGUUGUCAGCGGCUCUCUCGCAAAGCCGAUGCUUUCCACCUCACAUGUAAUAGUAGAAAAGGAUGGCGUUGCGAGAACAGAAGCGGCGGCGAACACCACCGCCUCUUCGGCCCCAACGCCUGUGCCGCAGAAAGACGCGGACGACAUCGACAUGCUGGACAUGGGACUUGCUCUUCGCCUCGGUGACCUACCCUCGGUGCCGGCCGCUGCGGAUCCGGCCACUUUCCAAGUAGAGCAGGCACCGCCGUACGUGGCUGGCACCCCACCUUUCCGUGGUAUGCGUCGCCGAAGCAGCGUCUGGUCGUCGGAGAAGACAACUCGGUCGCAGGUGAUCAGCGGCUCGGGGGCGACGCUCCCGCCUGCCGCCACCUCACGCCGUCAGACGCUGGACAGCGACGACGGGGUGGUGUUGCGCAGCGCAGAGGCGGUGGGGGCUGCCGAUGCCACGUCGAGCGCAUUUGCUGCUAAUGCUGUUGCUGCCGUUAGCCCAACAAAAACGCCUUCCACGGCGAGCAACUCUCCCGUGAAGCUCGUCUCUGCGCAUCUGGUGUCGUCGUCGACGUCGACGGCCAAAGUUGGCUCUGCGCCGACAAAUCGACGACGGAGGAGGUCGACCGAGAACACCGGAGCGCUGCGGCAGACGGGCAAGUCACCCAAUGCAAAGACGAACGUCGGUAAAGCGAGCGCGGCCCCUACUCUGCAGAAGACCCACGACAUGGACCAACAGGUGUCGGCAUCUUCAGAAAAGAACCUUCAGCGAAAAUCUUCAGACAGCGGUGCGGCAAGUGGAUUGCCGUCGUCAUCACACUCCCCCGCGAAGACAGAAGCGGCGGGUACUGCUUUGGCCGCUGGAGGUCCUGCUUCAUCUUCUAGGACACCCCAGAAGUCCGCGCCUCCUCGUCCCGCUUCCAAAACUAGCGAAGGCCACCUCAACCACAAACAACGGAGUGGGACGCCAUCCAACGCAAAUGUCAAUACACCGACGACCACCGCGAGCUACCCAAGCACGCCGAGGACACAAAAUGCACCCCAGACUACGCUACGCAACCCACGCGCGGCUGCGAUGCUGAGUCAGAUGCUGUCGGUUGUGCGUCCCAUGGCGCCUGUCGUGCACGUUCGUAUCCGACCGGUGCUGCCGAGCUUCGGUGAGACAACUCGUCAGCGCCACGUGUACCUGCUCGACCACGAAAACGUCAUGAUUACUGGAACGCGUUUCGGCUUUGGUGGCAAAAGUGCAGCGACCUCUGCUGCUGCGGGGAACAGCUUACUGUUUCCUACCACCGACUACGUAGCUGCGAAGCACAUUGGCGCUGACACUCGUGGUGGGAGCAGUGGGGGAACUGGCCGCUCGCAUGAGGGGUUCUUGAGCACAGGCUCCUCCGUUGUGAUGGCCAACAGCGCGAAUGGUGGAUGGCAGGACCGCAAAGGAGCUCUCUCUCCCCGCCGUGGCAUUGCCGCGGUUGCAUCGGGGUCCGCCGGUGAAGACGGCGCUGGCAGCCUCAUCUCGCCGAUCGCCGCACCACUCUGCGACGGGAUCCCUGCUCUCUUGAUGAGCCCGUCAGAGAAUCCGCCUCCACUGCACGACAUCGCCCACCCCGCGGCGCUCGCGGAGACGAAGCGACGCCAAUCACGCAGCUCGUCGAACGCUACGCUUGGGUCGGCGCGGCUGCAGUCGCUGCUUAUACCCGGCGCGAUCCCCUCGGUGGGCGCCUCGCACCACCCGCGGACAACCAGUUGGCUCAGCCAAGGCAGCGAGGACGUCGCCGUCGGCAGCCGUCUCUCCUACGGCUCGCACUCCACCUCCCCACCCCAGUCCGGACUGCCACCGGGUGGUGGCUCGGCGUCGUUGAUGAGCGCCGUGAGUACACCCCGCGCCCGGCCACGCUUGGCGGCCUUCACCGCCCUCCCAGAGGAUACAACGCUCUCUCCCGCAACGACUCCGCGAGGGCUUACCGCGGGCAAUCCCGCCGCGGGCGCCGUGGAGGAAAAUAGAGGCCGUGGAGGGCGGCGCACGAGCGCGCUCAUGCAGCUCAGCGUGUCGCUCUCUGCGAUGACCGCCCCGGGCUCGCGUGCGACGACGCGCAAGAACUCCAUGGUGAGCGGCAGCAGCCUCGCCGGCCCGCAGAAGAGCGGGAGGGCGGCGGCCAACGGCGAACGACGACUCACGGCCCGCUCCGCCCUCGGUGCCUCCGUCAGCGUGUCGGCGGUGUCGACGCUCACGUUGACCAAGUUGGAGCUGAAGUCGCCCGCUGCGGUGGAGGAGCGGCGCCGUUCACGAUCACCGCCGCAGCGUGAUUUGCUGACGGGUAACAGCACCUUUGCGGAUGCGCCUCCUGACGUGGCUGCGGCAACCAACACGAACACCCCUCGCACCAACGGCACGGAGCAGCACUACCGUUUUGAGUUCGUACACGACGAGGAGGCGACGCAGGCGGACGUCUUUGAGGAGAGUGUGCUGCGUUUCGCGGACGAGGCGCUGCUGGCGCAGAACGUGGCGAUUAUCUGUUACGGUCCGACGGGCAGCGGGAAGACGUAUAGCAUGAUGGGCAGCCAGGCACAAGCGUCCUCGACGGGAGCCGCAACAGCGGGCGGAGGCGGAGUGGCAUCAAAGUCUUCCAGCAAGUCAUUCAACGCACAUGGCAAUGCGGCGAAAUCCGGCAAUAAAAUGGUGAACGGCCACCAUACACCUUUGAAGACCGCCAGCAGUGACAACGCUCGAUCAACGAGUGUGGCGGAAGGAAAGCGCCGCCUUGCAGAUGACUCCAUCGCUUCCGGAGGGGCACGUGCUGACAGCACCAGUCGCCGCGACCCCAGUGUCGGCCUGGUGAUGGACGACGAGGACGACGAGGAGGGCAACACGUGGCCGCAGCUCGGGUCCAGCUGGCAGUGCGGCUACACCGAUCGUUUCACCAAGAGCGCCGCGACGGCCAAGGAGAGUCUUGCGGAUGCCGAGGGAGACGGCGGCGACGGGUGGCACCGCCACAGCCACGCAGCUGUUCGGACGGCGGGGAAUAUGAUGACCUCCGCGAGCAUGAUGGAGAUGGGUAUCCUGCCGCGUCUGGUGCACACCCUGCUGGAGCGCCGCGGCGAGGCCAUCACCAUCCGACGAGAGUCGGGCGGCGGCCGAGACAACGGCGGCGGUGGUGGUGGUGGCGCAUCGGCGACUGCGGGGUCGACGUCCAACAGUCCGCAGCCCACGCCGCGGCCGGCAAGUGCGUCGAAGGCGACGAGUCUCUCGCUGACACUGCGCGACCUCACCUUCUACGGCAUCGAGCUCUACAUGGAUCACCUCUGUGACUUGCUGGACCCGGGAAAGCGCCCUAUCCAGACCGUGAGCGACACCGGCGGGUUGGAGGCGCUGUGUCAGCGCAUCAACGAGGCACGCGACUACCGCAUCAACGGCAUCCGCGGUGGCGCAAGUCAGGUCUGUGUCACGUCUCCUCGCGCAGGCGGCGGGAUGCCAAUCACCUCCCUCGCGGACCUGCGUCGCGCCUACCGACUGGCGCAUGACAACCGUGUAACGUCCCGGCACGCACAGAACGACACGAGCUCCCGCUCUCACGCGAUCUUUCUUCUUCAGCUCGACUUUGAUCUGGUGGAAAGCCGUGUGGAGGCGGCGCAGAAGCAGCAGCAGCGGCGUCACGACGCUACGGCGGGGACGGCGACGGAGGACACGGCGGAGACCCCCGCGGAGACGGUGCAGCGCGUGCACUCGUACGUAGCCAUGGUGGACCUCGCGGGGUGUGAGCGAGUUAAGCAGACGAAGGUGGAAGGCGUUGCUCUGCGUGAGGCGCAGUACAUCAACAAAUCCCUCUCCGCCCUGUCCUCCGUUGUGCUGUCGCUGCAUCGCAACAACGCCCACGUGCCGUACCGCGACUCGAAGUUGACGCGGCUGCUGCGGCCGUGUCUGGAGGGCGGUCGUGUGCUAACGCUCGUGCACGUUGCUCCGUGCUCGAGCACCGAGACGGUUAACACGCUCAAGUUCGCGGAUCAGAUUCGCCACACCCACAUUCCCACCCACGCCCUCACACCGACGUCGUCGAAGCAUCGGGAGCUGCUGGACGUGUUUGCUGAUCUCAUCGACCCCAUGCAGGGCUUGUGGGAGGCGCAGGUGCGACACGCACAGUCGCAGCUCAGCCGUCUCUGCGCUGAUACUCGCCUGGCGUACUUCUCACGUGCGAUGGGCGCCGUGUCCCGACACGGUCCGACAGACCACGGGCUUUCCUCGCGAUCUGUGCCGAGCGACACCGUCAGCGAAGUGUCGGCUCUCACCGAUGUCGACGACUCCACCUCGCUCUCCCCGGGCGACGUGAGCCUGGAAGAGGGCCCACCGCCGCUGACAUGCGAUGCCACGGAGAAGGAGCGGCGCGGCUUUGCCUUGCAUUCGCUGCUGCACCGGCUCAUGGGCCCCAUUCAUCAGCACCAGCGCACCUCGAUGCGGGACGCCAUUCGAGAUAUCCGGCGUCGCAAGGAGCACAAGAUCGCCUCCUAUGAAUUGCAGCUGCAGCAACGCAUAGAGAAACUUCAGUCCACAGUGGAGAAGCUGACGGCGACGAACGCGAGGCUGGCCAGCGAAAACAGCACCCCGCUCCCGCGAGACCCCUACGCGUUGGAGCUGAACCGACAGCUUCGCGACACAUCCGAGCAGAUUAACGAGGCAACGAAGGAGCAGGCAGCCCUGUCCACCUUGUCAGCAGCGCUGCGGCAGCGCCUCGUGAACCAGGACAUGCUGGAGACCACGGUGGAUGAGCAGCUGCGCAAGGUGCAGCAUCGCACCGCCCAGGCGCUGCAGACGCUCUCCGCCGCCGCUGCUGCGCACCCGCCGGGUGUGAUGCCCUCGCCACCCGCCGUGAUACUCUCCAACCUGUCGUCGCCACGAGAGCCCACGCUGCCCACCGGCUCUCUCGUCCCGGCGGUCAUGGCGAUGGAGACGGACGACGACCCGGAGCUGCGCGACAUCGCCCACCAACAAAUUUCGCUCGCGAAGGAGCUGGCGGCGCUACGGUUAGAGGCUGCGUGCUUUGAGAUCGGCACGGGUGUGUGGGAGGGCUUGUGGACGCGUGCGAUGCGGAAGGAGAUUGUGACGGCCUUGGAGGUGGAGGUGUUCGCGAUGGAGCGCAUUCUGCUCGACCGCCGCGCGCUGUCCUUGAUGCUGAUGGAUGACAAGGACGGCGAUGAGGAGGACGGCGACGAAGCAGGGACGGCAGGUCGCUUCGCGGAGGCCUUUUUGACCCUACCCAGGGCAGCCGCGAGCGGAAAGGAACGACAAGGUCGCGGUCAUGCAGCCGUUACUGGACAGUCGUCGCUCGUACCGACCAGUAUGGCCCGUCUGCCAAACAAAACAACGCCGCCCGGUAACCGUGCUGCGUCCAUGCGGUCUGCGUUGUGGGUCCGCCUGGGCACCUAUCUACACGGUAGAGGACACCAGGACAACGCGGUCGAGACACCAUCACACGAACAAAUGGCAGCAGCGGCUAUCGCAGGAAAGACGACGACUGCUGCUGCUGCUGCUGCCCGAGACACAGACGGUCAAACCGGUAGCCCUCGGACACCCCCUCCACCACCGCCGUUGUUGUCAUCGUCGUCAUCGUCGCCGUGGCGUCGCGAUCGGACACAUGCAACAGUGAAGUCCAACUCCGAGGCGUCAGAGCCACGGAGCAGUGAGGGGCAGCGCACACGCGGCGGCGGCGCGUUGUUCUCGCGGACCGGAUCGCCUUUAUCGCGAGCCCCGCAGAGACUCCCCGAAGAGGUCGUUGUGAAUCCGCUGACCAUCUUGGCGAUGGCGCACGACGAGGCCAUGCGACAGCGACCACAGUCACCACCACCGCCGCUGCAGGAGCAGGACCCGCAGACCGCCUUCACACCGCCCCCCUCUCCACGACGGUCAGAGGCAGCGCCGUCCACCGCAAUCGUAGCAGCUGCCUUGCUGCCGCUCACCAUCUCCGGCACCUACGGUGAUGAGCAGGCUAUGCAGGAGGCGUGCCUACAGUUGCUGCUGCGGGAUGGCAUUCCGUGCGAGGCCUGCUGCAUGGGCAACUCCGCGAACCACGUCUUGCGUCACUAUGUGCUGCCUGACACGGCCGACGCCCCGCUUGCGGAGGAGCUCGACACCACAGAAAAGAUCGCCGCCACAGCCGCGGUGCACUACAUGGUAAAGACGCCGCCGCCCACGCCGCACAAUGAAGGGGCAGCUUCGGCGAAGCGCGGGAACAAGGGUAACGCGUCCGAUACACCCCUCGCAACGCCGUCCCCCUCUCCCGCUGCCCACAAUUCGCACGCACGUCCUGGUGCGGUGAAGAGUGCGAGCUGCACGACACGGUUUGGACGUCUGCGUCUGGUGCGCAUUCCACGCCGGGCGAACAGCUACGUCUUGGAGUUCGUGUACACCCACCAAGGGCUGCCCAUGCCGCCACGGAUGCAGGCGGCGCUGACGGGGAGACCGGAGGAGUCCCUCACGUCGACACCGCGGAAGACAAACUUGGAACAAAUGGUCGACGCGUUGCCGUCCGUGCAUGGCGUCGCCGGCCGCGGUGGGACGCGGACGCAGGGGCCGCUGAAGGAGCACCGCCUCUUUGCGAUUCCCCUCCACGAGCCGUCCUUGCAUCUGCACCUGCACGUGCUGGAGGAGGGGAUUCCAGACAUGGCGACGCCUGUCGCCGCCACCUCGGAUGCACCGGCAGACGCGACUGACACGAUGCUGACGGAUAGCUCACGGGCGGGUUUGCCAGCAGCUUCCUCUCACCUCUGCGUCGCUCGUCGCUUUGAGGCAGGGUCGCAGAUCGUGCUCGAGGUGCAGGGACUGCCCUACACCACGUCCACCCGUCGCCCACUCGUCGUUGCUGCGGCGGCAACGGAGACGAAGACGAAGUCGCAGUCCAGCAGCAAAAAGCAGCAGAAAGCAGCUGAUGCGGCGAGAAAAUCAAGCAAACAGACCGCUGCGGCAGGCAAUGACAACGAGGGGAGGAACUACUCGCAGCUGUACACGGGCACCAGCAGGGGCGCGUCGAAGGCGUCGACAGCAGCCCAUGCGAGUGCGGAACCGUUGCCCUUACCAGCACCGCCCACAGCUGGAUGGAGUGACCUGGUGCUGGCGAAGCGCUUGAGCGGCGGUGGUGAGCUUAUGCUGCCCUCCUCCUGCAUUCUGGCCAACAAAGGCUGCUGCUCGCUGGUGUUGCGCUUUCCCCAUCCCUUCUUCACCUCGAUGACGCGCACGGAGGGCAUUGAGGCGAUCGUGGGUGCGCUGUGCGGCAUCUUGCGGCCGGCCCUGACGGUGCCGGAGGUGCGACUGUCCGCGCCGUCUACGCGGUCGCCGUCCAAGAAGAGUGCCGCAGCGCGCCGUCGCAGCUCCACCUCGCCCGGCGUGACGUCUGUGGGGGCCGACAGGGACCGCACCCGCAGUAGCAGCAACAGCGGUAGGGGCCACACGCGUCGUCGCAGCAGCGUGUCGCACUCGCCGCUACAAGACGACGGCAACAGGGCGGUGGAGCUGGAGGUGAUGACGUACGCGCACGUGCCCUACACGAUGUUUGCCGCGGAGACACCGACGGCGGGACGGGGUGAAGGAAUCGCAGCCAGUUCCGCUGUGAGAGUAGAAAGAAGUGCGUCAUCGUCGGCCGUUGCGGGGCGGGCUGCACAGGCGCCGUCGUCGUCGCACUCUGCCUCGAUGGCGCGCAGCGACUCCCUCGACGGACUUAUGGGGCCAGGCGGUGGGAUGCUCGGGCACACGCUCCAAAGCAGCUGCAGCGCAGCCCACGAGAAACGCGCGACGGCCGCCGCCACCGCCGCCGGGGCUAUGCCGGCGACGCCGGUGCGGACACCGCGAGGGAGCACCGCAACGGUGACGGCGGAACCCGCGGCGGAGCCGCAGAACGGGGCGACGCUGCAGGUCCAAUUCCACUGGAUCUCCACGCCGCCCGACGUCGAGCCGCCCCCACGUGGUGGCACCAACAUGAAAAGCAGCGGCACACCGCACACCAGUUUUGGCGAGCCGGACCGGUCGGAGGAGGCACAGAAGGAGCUCCCUCGUGCCCCGCACCGAGACAACGGUGUGCACGGCUUUGGCCACUCUCCACGGCGCAGGGCGGACGAAGGCGUCCGGCAGCAGUUGCGAUCGGCUCUGGGUGUUCUGGCGCACCUUUCAUACGUUUUCGUCGAGGGCCGUCCUUCCUCGUCUGCGUUCACCACAGCGGAGUCGUCGCUGGCAGACUUCCAGCCGCGCGAGCAUCACGGGCAUACUCGUGGGGGGACAACUGGUGGGCUGGCGCAGCAUCUGACCCCGAGCGGCGGCACCCACGCAAGUCGGUACAAAGACGCCGUCGCCGUCGCCGCCCUGCUACGCCAGCUGGACACCUACCGUCAGCGUAUUCGCCGUCUGUUCCGUCAGCAGCUGUAUGACGCCGAGGAUGUCUUGGGCGACGAGGUUCAGCUUGGCGGACCCGAGCGCGGGGCUCACGUGCGGAUGGUGCAGGCAGAGGUGAAGCGGGCUAUUGGGCUGCCCAGCGGCAUGCUUGGGCACACAAUGACAGACGACGGGGCAUCCUUCUCCGUAGACGGGUCACCCGCUCGCCUGGGUGUUACCGACAACGGUCGCCGAGGCGCGAACACCAGCGGUGGUGGUGCUCGUGGGACGCACGCCCUGCUCUCGUUAGCAAGCGGCGAGAGCGGCCCCGACACGCAGGUGACAAUUCCGGAGGCGCGUGAGGCUUGCGGGGCGACGGUGCCGUGGAGCAUUUGGCAGUGGGCAUACCGCUGGUCCCGCCUGCGUCAUCUCCUCCUGCACCCGCUCCAACACGCACCGAAUCAUGCUCCUGUGGUGACACCGAGUGGCGGUGGGUCAAUCGCAAAGGUGGACGCCCCUGCGGCGUGGUUGCCGGUGGACGAGUGGGUGUCGGAGACGUCCGUCGCGGCGCACGCGGGACACGUUCUGGCCGCGCCAGCUUCACUCCCCGAGGCGACCUCUGCCCGUUACGCGUCAUCGUCCUCCAGUUCCAGUGAGGGCUACGCGAUGGAGGGGGAUUGGUUGAGUGAGGCGAGGCUUGCAGCGCGACCGAAGCGGGUGUGGCUGCCGGAUGUGUUGUCCAGCACCAUCCCGUCUUACCUGGAGAGUUGCGCCGCGGACUACGCUACGUGA